UCUAGGUUGAAAGGCAGCAAUGGAUUCAAACAUAUCCAUGAUCAUGAGGAUGGCUGGGACUAGGCAGUGUUUCACUCUGUUGUACAUGAGGUUGCCAUGAGUCAGAGCAAACUUGAAAGCAACUAACAACAAUAACAAAUUAUCAACUAGAGUGGACAAAAUUGGAUGGAUGUGAGACAAUAAACAAACUUUGGCAAAUUUCUUUCCUCAUUACCAUUCUCCGUGUUUUUUUAGGAUUAUUUUCUUUUGUCUCCCUUGUACAAAGCAAAGUAUUCAUAUAUGGCUAACUAUACCACAGUGACUGAAUUCCUGCUUUCGGGAUUUUCUGAUGUGUGGGAGCUCAGAAUCUUGCAUGCCAUGCUAUUCCUACUGAUAUAUUUGACCACCUUGAUGGGGAACCUUCUCAUUGUCACAGUAACCACUUUUGACAAGAGUCUUCACACACCCAUGUAUUUCUUCCUUAGGAAUCUCUCUGUCCUGGACAUGUGUUACAUUUCUGUCACUGUCCCCAAAGCGUGUAUGAUCUUGUUGCUUAACAGGGUGAUCUCUAUUGCUGGAUGUGCAGCUCAGAUCUUUCUUGUGGUUUCAUGUGCUACUACAGAGCUGCUGUUCCUCACCAUCAUGGCCUAUGACCGCUAUGUGGCCAUAUGCCAUCCCCUUCACUAUCCUGUGAUCAUGAACCUUCGUGUCUGCAUUCAGAUGACACUGGCCUCUGUAUUCAGUGGUCUGAUCUAUGCAGGUGUACACACUGGCAACACAUUCCGGUUGUCCUACUGUCAGUCUAACGUGGUUCAUCAGUUCUUCUGUGACAUUCCCUCUUUGCUGAAACUCUCCUGCUCUGAUACCUUCAUCAAUGAGGUUGCGAUUUUUUUCUGUGUCCUGGUGAUAGUAGGUGGUUUUUUUAUCUUCAUCAUCAUGUCUUAUAUUCGCAUAUUUUCCACUGUGCUCAAGUUUCCAACCAGAGGAGAGAGGGGAAAGGCCUUUUCCACCUGUGUACCUCACAUCCUCGUAGUGACAGUUUUUGCCAGCUCAGUGAAUGCUGUGUAUAUAAAUCCAACAUCCAACUCACCAGCAAUUCAAGACAUGAUCAUUUCAGUGUUCUACUCUAUAGUCCCUCCUUUCCUAAAUCCUAUCAUCUAUAGUCUUAGGAACAAGCAGGUAAAGGAGGCUGUGAGGAGAAUAUUCUAUUUAGAAAAACAAUAAACUCUAACCCGCUGCAUUCGAGUUGAUUGCAACUCAUAGUGACCCUAUAGGACAGAGUAGAACUGCCCCAUAGAGUUUCCAAGGAGCACCUGGUGGAUUUGAACUGCUG
This is a messenger RNA of Loxodonta africana (African savanna elephant), 1312 nucleotides long. Its product is annotated as olfactory receptor 14C36-like. Gene Ontology annotation, molecular function: G protein-coupled receptor activity; olfactory receptor activity; odorant binding. Gene Ontology annotation, cellular component: membrane. Bases 280 to 1203 code for a protein of 307 amino acids. The record is from RefSeq and is a predicted model, not a curated record. The transcript has a single exon. Lineage: Eukaryota; Metazoa; Chordata; Mammalia; Proboscidea; Elephantidae. Gene Ontology annotation, biological process: G protein-coupled receptor signaling pathway.